Merops nubicus (carmine bee-eater) is the source of this 2192-nucleotide messenger RNA. RefSeq names its product neuropilin 2 (gene NRP2). Lineage: Eukaryota; Metazoa; Chordata; Aves; Coraciiformes; Meropidae. Gene Ontology annotation, molecular function: semaphorin receptor activity; vascular endothelial growth factor receptor activity. The annotation marks the transcript as partial. The transcript is spliced from 14 exons. The record is from RefSeq and is a predicted model, not a curated record. Gene Ontology annotation, biological process: angiogenesis; vascular endothelial growth factor signaling pathway; axon guidance. Gene Ontology annotation, cellular component: membrane.
GUACGACUACAUCGAGAUCCGGGACGGGGACAGCGAGGCAGCAGACCUGCUGGGCAAGCACUGUGGGAACAUAGCACCUCCCACCAUCAUCUCCUCGGGCCCCUCUCUCUACAUCAAGUUCACCUCCGACUACGCGCGGCAAGGGGCCGGCUUCUCCCUGCGCUACGAGAUCUACAAGACAGGCUCCGAGGACUGCUCCAGAAACUUCACUGCCUCCAACGGCACUAUUGAGUCUCCAGGUUUCCCUGACAAGUAUCCCCACAACCUGGACUGCAUCUUCACCAUCAUUGCCAAACCAAAGACAGAAAUCCUCCUCCACUUUCUGCUCUUCGACCUUGAGCACGACCCACUGCAGGCAGGAGAAGGAGACUGCAAGUAUGACUGGCUGGACAUCUGGGACGGCAUCCCUCAGGUUGGCCCCUUGAUAGGCAGAUACUGUGGCACCAAGAUGCCUUCAGACAUCCGCUCGACCACCGGCGUCCUCUCGCUCACCUUCCACACGGACCUGGCCGUGGCUAAAGAUGGUUUCUCUGCCAAGUACUACUUGAUCCAGCAGGAAGUCCCAGAAAACUUCCAGUGCAACGUGCCCCUGGGGAUGGAGUCUGGCAGGAUCUCCAACAUGCAGAUCAGUGCCUCCUCAACCUACUCGGACGGGCGAUGGACCCCUCAGCAGAGCCGGCUCAACAGCGACGACAACGGCUGGACCCCCAACGUGGACAGCAACAAGGAGUACCUCCAGGUGGACCUCCACUUCCUGACUGUUCUCACAGCCAUUGCCACCCAGGGUGCCAUCUCCAGAGAAACCCAGAAUGGGUACUACGUCCGUACCUACAAGCUGGAGGUCAGCACCAACGGGGAGGACUGGAUGAUGUACCGACACGGGAAAAACCACAAGACGUUUCAGGCCAACGAGGACGCCACGGAGGUGGUUCUCAACAAGAUCCACAGCCCGCUGCUCACGCGGUUCGUGCGCAUCCGUCCCCAGAGCUGGCACAACGGCAUCGCCCUGAGGCUGGAGCUCUACGGCUGCCGCAUCACCGAUUCACCCUGCUCCAGCCUGCUGGGGAUGCUCUCCGGCCUCAUCCCCGACCCGCAGAUCUCGGCCUCUUCCGUCAGAGGCUACGACUGGUCCCCCAGCAUGGCCCGGCUGGGGGGACGCACCCCCCGCCUGCCCCAGGCCCAGCCCGGGGAGGAGUGGCUGCAGGUGGACCUCGGCGUCCCGAAGAACGUCAGGGGCAUCAUCAUCCAGGGGGCUCGAGGAGGGGACAGCGUGACCACCGCCGAGUCCCGCUCCUUUGUGAAGAAGUUCAAGGUGGCCUACAGCAUGAAUGGAAAGGACUGGGACUUCAUCCAGGACCCCAAAACGAUGCAAGCCAAGCUUUUUGAAGGCAACAUCCACUACGACAUCCCCGAGGUGCGGCGGUUUGACCCCGUUCCUGCCCAGUACGUCCGAGUGCACCCCGAGAGGUGGUCCCCAGCAGGGAUAGGAAUGCGCCUGGAGGUGCUGGGCUGCGACUGGACAGAUGUGAAGCCCACUGCAGAGACACUGGUGCCCACUCUGAAGAGUGAAGAGACCACCACCCCAUACCCAACUGAUGAAGAGGCAACCGAGUGUGGCGAGAGCUGUGGAGAAGAGGAGGAUUUCCACCUCCCUGUGAACUUCAACUGCAACUUUGAUCUCCCUGAAGGCCUGUGUGGUUGGUCACAUGAUUUGGAAACGGGUUCCACGUGGUCUUUUCAGCCUACAAGCACCUGGAUUGGCGACUCUGAACCGAGCCCUGAGACUGUGCCUGCUGCCAGGAGUCACCUGCAGCUGCGCAGCAGCGGGAGGAGGGGAGCCCAGCGAGCCCGGCUCCUCAGCCCCACCAUCCACCUGCCCCACAGCGCCGUCUGCAUGGUGUUCCAGUACCAGGCGUGGGGCAGCAGCGGGGUGAUGCUGCGGGUCUGGCGGGAGGCCAGCCAGGAGCACAAGGCGCUGUGGGUCAUCGCCCAGGACCAAGGGGAGGAGUGGAGGGAAGGCCGCAUCAUCCUGCCCAGCUACGACAUGGAGUACAGGAUCGUGUUUGAGGGGUUCAUCCGCAGCGGGCACUCGGGAGAGCUGGCCCUGGAUGACAUCCACCUGGGCAUGGACAUCCCCCUGGAGAACUGCAUGGAACCCAUCACAGCUUUCCCAGGUGAGAACAACUUUCCAG